CUGAUUCCCAAGUUUCCGAACUUCAUAGACACUCCGUCCCCAUAAUGAAAGGUCAGAAAAACGUUGCACCUCGCCAAAGGCCAGUGUCCUGUCAUUUCUGCAGGGCUCGAAAAUUACGAUGCAAUCGAAUGGCCCCCUGCUCCAACUGUAUCUCGCGGCGUAUCAACUGCACUUUGGAAAGUCCCGUGGUGCAUCCCAGCAACACUCCCAGCACCCCAAGUAUUUCCGAAACGUCGGAGAUUAUUGAACGGCUCAAUAGGCUCGAGAACCUGCUGGCCACCCAGAAAAUAGACGUGCAUGGACAGAGUGGCCAGCCUCCGGAAGUUGAAGGAUCUCGACCGCCGCUCGUACACGCUGCAACUUCACCACCUCAAGCCCAAACUUUGGAUGUGGACAGUGAAGUCUCUUGGCUAGAAAGUGCAUUUUUAGACCAAAUUCCUUCGGUUCAUGUCUCCAAAAGCCAAGUUGUGUUCAGGACAUGUCCGGUUGGACAGAUCACGAGUGCAAAAUCUUACAUAUACCCACGCGAGCUUGGGACCAUAGGAUCCUCUGAAUUGUCAAGAUGUAUCUGGUUGCCUCCAGUGACAGAGGCUCGAGUACUCCUGGACAAGUUCAUCCGCGUUGCCCAUCAUUUACCUUAUGUUACUCAUAUCUCCUCCCUUCCUUCUGUUCUCGAACAAAUCUACGCAGAUUUAAACCAGCAACGCCAGAUACAGUUGGGUCAAGUGGUUUGGCUUCUAAGCAUUGUGGCGGCAGCGACCCAUUCUUGGUUAGAAAGCGACUGUGUCUAUGGUCUUUUCACCACUUCUGCGGGAGCCAAUGACCAGGCUUCUCUAUGGAUCAAAGCCACUGAGGAUGUACUCGAUAUGGCCUGUCAAUCACCGAAGGUCUCAAUCGAAGGUGUUCAAGGGGCCAUCAUUCUGGGAUUCGUUGCAGCCCACGUCGAUGGUCUACAUCGAUAUCGCGUGCUGUUUGCUAUAGCUGUGGUACUGGCUCGAGACUUGGGGCUUCAUCGCAUCGAUCAUCCAUCCAAUGCUAGCAUGGCGAAUACAGCUCGAGCAGAGAUCGGACGAAGGGUAUGGUGGUAUCUGUGUGCAUCAGAAUGGAAGAUGGCAGCAAGGGUCGGUGGCAUGGCCGAAGGAAUUUAUUCCUGCCAUCCACGGCAGAUGAUAACGAAAAAACCUCUGAAUAUCAACGAUGAUGAAGUAUUUGAUGGCAUGAGUCGUGAUGAACGACCACUAUCUCAGCCAACGGCAAUGUCCUAUACAAUGCAGAGAAUCCGCCUCGCAGAGAUCUCUCGCAGUAUCGUCGAGCGAAGUCCUCUCGCCAUGGCGCACACGGACGGUCUGAGUCACGAUGCUGUUAUGGAUAUCGAUACCGAGUUACAGACACUUAUCAACGACGUUCCAGAGUUUUACUCCAUGUCGAAAUCCGCAUUGAUGCAAACUUAUCGGCUGACUCAAUCACAAGCAGAGAAAGUCGUUUUUCAGGGGUUGACAACUUACUUCUUACUUUAUACGCAAAGAUGCAAGCUUCACUUUCCAUUUUUCGCCCAUAGCUUUGAAAACCCAGCAUACUAUCCAUCACGCGACAUCUGCAUUAAGUAUGCGCACCUUAUUAUCCAAUCGAAGUUGUGGCUGGAAAACUCGGACAUCGACUGUGCAACAGGCUUCAAAUUCGCCGGGCUCUUGAUCGGUGUCUUUUUAGCCUGCAUUGUUCUUCUUAUGGAUAUUUGUACCAAUCCGUUAUCCCCACAAAAUGAGCAGCAGCGAGAAGAGGUGUACAAAUCAUUUCAGAUUAUCCAGGAAGCACAGAAUGAGUCACAAACAACUGCUAAGAUUGUCGGCUCCUUGGUGCAUAUUCUACAAAAGUACAACCAGCAGCCUCUCGAUUCGACCCAUCAGCAGCCUCGGGCUCCUGCUCAGACAGAUAUGGCUCUUGAUGUUUCUCAAGCUCCUGGUUACAGCGAAUGUGGCGCGAUCGUUCCCCCAAUGUCUUCUUACAUCGGAGUCACUGAUAGCCUGAACAUAGCGGAGGAUGGACCACCAAAUGAAGGAGGAGAUGAUCUGUCCUCGUAUUGGAAUAAUUUCACUCAGAGCUUCGAGCAAGGUAUUGAUGUCAACAGUUUUGAUUGGGACAACAUAUUUUUAGAGCUCGACUCUUCAUUCAUCUAGAAUGAGCAAGUGAAGUGUAUAGGACAUCAUGCUAUGUUUGAUCUUCAGGGUACGGGAAAGAUUUGUUUGCAGCAGUCUUCGUGAUUACGUAUAGUACGUGAAGAACGAUGUUUGUAAACGUCGAUUGGGUGUAUUUGUGGUUUAGAGAUUGGAGUCAUAUGGCGGCCAUCGCCCUCAUUACAGUUUGCGGUCUUGAGUAUAUGGAUAUGUCACCCACUAAUCAGUUAUCUAGAGAAGAGACGACUAGUGUACAAAUAUGCUCGCUAACGUAAAUUGAAUGCACUGACUAUCUAGUAACGUACUUCGUAUGCACUUUGCGGACUUCUUCCUCUUCCAUCAGCCUCGACAUUUCUUCUUUCGACACAUCACCAUCCUGACCACAGUGACCUUCGCCCUACUAGAACACCAUCUUCUAUUAAAAAAAACAAGAAAG
Messenger RNA from Mollisia scopiformis, 2607 nucleotides. RefSeq lists its product as uncharacterized. Gene Ontology annotation, molecular function: zinc ion binding; DNA-binding transcription factor activity, RNA polymerase II-specific. The transcript has 4 exons. The coding region runs from base 45 to 2174 and encodes 709 amino acids. NCBI's taxonomy places the organism in Eukaryota, Fungi, Ascomycota, Leotiomycetes, Helotiales, Mollisiaceae. The record is from RefSeq and is a predicted model, not a curated record. Gene Ontology annotation, biological process: regulation of DNA-templated transcription.